This is a messenger RNA of Schizosaccharomyces osmophilus, 4026 nucleotides long. RefSeq names its product BTB/POZ family ubiquitin-type ligase substrate adaptor Btb1 (gene btb1). The transcript has a single exon. The record is from RefSeq and is a predicted model, not a curated record. Bases 1 to 4026 code for a protein of 1341 amino acids. Gene Ontology annotation, molecular function: protein binding. Lineage: Eukaryota; Fungi; Ascomycota; Schizosaccharomycetes; Schizosaccharomycetales; Schizosaccharomycetaceae.
AUGAGUCUUUUGCUUUUCGCUUACUAUUUUUGCAACGACAUACGCUCUUUUCAGACGCUAUUAAGACAAAAUGAUAUAAAACCACGAGAGCCAAGAAAGGGCUUGUCGGAAAAAAGCCCUUCAACCUUGAAUGUAAAUACUAAAGAUCGUUAUGGACGCACCGUUCUUCAUAUAGCCGCAUUCGAGAAGAAAAACAAUUUUGUUCGAGCCUUGUUGCAACAUAAAAAUAUAGACGUGCUCAUUCAAGAUGAAGAAUCCGGUUAUACUGCUUUACACCGUGCUAUUUAUGCAGGAAAUCUUGAAGCUGCUUCCUUAUUACUCACAAAAGAGCCUUCUAUUCUUUUAAAAGUGAAGGAUCAUGAAGGACUAUCUCCUUUUCAAUUACUGUAUAGAGUAUAUUCUUGGACUCAUCCGCAAAAUAGUUUUCCAAUUUUAGGAAACGAGCUUUACAGUCUUGGGAACAAUGAAAAUAGUAUUCUCGGCUUUACGGUUUCAGGAAGUCAAGAUAUGGCUAAAAGAGUGUUUCUGUACCGUAAGCAAACACCCAACUCAUCAGCUGGUCAACUCUUUCAUCCAGACAAAAUAAUUGACAUUCAGUCUUCAAAAUUUCAUACUCUGGUUGCCACAGAUGAGCCGAGUCCAAAUGUAUAUUCUUGUGGUAUUGGAGCCGGUGGUAGACUCGGUUUUAGAAAAGAUGCCCAAUACACUUUUACUCCUGUGUCAGACUUACCGUACAAAGUGGUGCAAAUAUCUGUAAGUCAAAAUCAUUCUCUCGCCUUAACAGAUUUUGGAAAUGUCUAUGCUUGGGGAUUGAAUACCUUUUCUGCUCUAGGAUGUAACGUGGAUAGUUCGAAGAAAGAAGAUUUUAUUCAAGUGUCCCCCAAACGAAUCUCUGCAUUUAAGGACUUGAACAUUGUUGGGGUUGUCGCAGGUGACACUUAUAGUGCUGCCUGGACGCAUUCUGAUUUAUAUACUUGGGGCCAAAAUGAAGGACAGCUUGGCCAUCCGGACGAUUCUUUUAUAAUAUCUACUCCACGUCGAGUAGCCGGUAUAACUUCCCCUGUGGUUAAGGCGACUUGUAAUUCACAUAGUCUUAUAUUAUUGUUGGACAACAACACAGUGUUAAUUCUGUCAAACUAUGUGCAAAUGAAGGUGCCCGUGGCUAUAGAUAUAGAAAGUCCACUUACCUUUACUAAACACCCUUUAUCUCUAUCACGCUUUAAUAUUAGAAAAGUCGAGGCUUGCGAGGAUAAUUUGGCAAUACUUACUGAACAAGGAGAGGUGUUUGUUGUUGAUCUAAUGCCUUUGCGAUCCAUUAGAGAACAAAAGCAAGGUUCCUUAUCUACAAAAAUAAAUAGCAAGAGUUCUUUUAAAAUCACUUCAUUUUGGUCGGUAUUGUCACCAGAGAAUGCAGCAAUUGAUGUUGCUUGGGCUGAUAGUAAUAGUCUUUUGUUAUGCCUGAAAAACGGCACGUGUUGGAUUCGUCAAAUUCGUUCUAAGAAACGUGAAAAGGCAUCUUUAAAGCAGAGUACUAAGGGAAUCUACAAAUACUCUUGUAUCGAAAAUAUACAAAUGAUAACGAAUGUUCGAACGAACGGUUCCGGAGGAAUUUUUACAAUUAGAAAUGAUUAUCGUCCUCCCCAUAUCCUUUUUACCAUCCCCGAGCUGAAUGAUGUAUUCACUUCUCUUCUUCCAUAUAGAAAUAUCUUGCAUAAAAGGAAUCCCACUCUUAAAGCAGCAGAAGACGAAGAUAGCCCACCAUAUUAUGAUGACGACCGUGAUCCCACGGAAGAUGAGAUGCGAAUUCUUUUUUUUAAUCCAGGAAUAAUAGUCAAUAGUUAUAGCAACUAUAAGAGUUCGUCAGCUGAUGUGUGUUUACGAUGCGUUAAUGAGAUUUUCUGGUGUCAUGAAUUUCUUUUAUCGGCCCGUUCUCCUGUUCUUCGACAAAUACUUUGUACUAAUAGAAACGCCAAAAAGGCAUAUUUGGAAUAUCGAGUUGAUGAAAAAGGGGAACCUACUCUGGUUAUUAAUGAUGUAUCUGCUUUGAGCGUCGCUGUGCUUUUGCAUUAUCUUUAUUCAGAUUCUCUUCUUCAACCCUGGAAGUGUGACUCAAGAUUAAUGUAUCUUAAAGAAGAGUUACUAAAACUUAGCAGGAUUUUAGACUUACCUCACUUGCAUGAGGUUUUACCAUUUACAGCUCCUCGUCAGCCUGUAAUGUCAUUAGCCAAAGACAUAAAUUCUCUCUUUAUGAACAAGACUGCCUUCGAACAUUCAUGUGAUACGAUUGUAAAAUUAGAGGAUGGAGAACUAAAAGCGAAUAGUUUAUUGUUGAGAAUUCACAGUGAUUUCUUUGAUUCAUUUUUCUUGUUUUUGGACGGACAAGUGCAUUCCAAAUCUGAAUAUUAUAUAGUCAAUUUACCUGAUAAGAGUCUUUUCCAUUUUGGACUCAUUCUUCGUCAUAUAUAUGGAAGUGGAGACUUGGAGAUUCUCAAUGAUAUUAAGGACUAUGAUUUCUACAGUUGGCUGGAGACGAUGACAGUUAUGCUGAGUAUAUCUGAUGAGCUUCUAUUUUUUCGACUGAAGGAAAUAUGUGAGCAAUCUUUGCUUCGAUUUUUGAAUUUGAAAACACUGAAUGAUAUGUUUGAGUUGUCUUCUUGUUACCAUGCAGAUUCGCUUUAUAACCGAUGCGUUGACUAUGCGUGUCAUAACAUAGGUUAUUUUUUGGAAAAAAAUCGAUUAAACGAAUGGGAAGCUAAACAUCUCGGCAAGGUUUCAAAACGCUUAGAAUUGGCUUUACAAGAGCAAAGUUCCCACACUCAACCCAAUAAGGUACUCAAUAAGCUGCUAUUUAGAAAUGCAAAGUAUUUAGAAGAAAAAGCAUAUGAAUUAAAAGUUCUGCGAGAGUUCCUCUUUUCAGGUGAAUCGACAGAGUUUUGGGAUAAAUCUCCUUAUCGGAUAAUCAAAGAAAAUGAUGUUGCUUUUUCCCAAAGCCGGCCACCGACAGUGGCUAACGACUUGUCUGAGCAAAUAGUUGGACCAGCCAGAAUUACUGAAGCUGAAACGAAGCAGGAGAAGAAAGAUGGUUUUGCAAGAAGAGAAAGCCCAGAAGUAUUGGAACAAUCCCAAGGGUUGUUGUCGUUUAAAGAUAAAAGCUUCACAUCACCAGGGACACCUAUUACCGAAAACACUAAUGGAGAACCUAUUAUCAAAGAGGAGGGUAUAAAAAGCUUCUUGAACACUGAACGAAAAGGUCCCUGGAACAGUACGCUAAAUAUAGUUGAAAAUGCUAAGAAACCUACGAAUCGUGCGAAUUUGAGAGAAUUACUUGAUGAAGCUAACGGUGUGGGUCAGUCUAUGCCAAACAACGAGUUUCGUGGUAUGAAGGGCGUAAUGAAAAAGUCGCAGAAAGAAAAGAAAAAGGAGUUAUCUAAGCAGCAACAGCCAAUUCGCAAGGGUGGUGUACACGGAUCAAACCCGGAACUCGUUGAAACAGCAGCGAACGCGUGGUCAAUGAGAAAACCUACGGCUCCUCCAUCUAAAAAACCAUUCAAUGGAAUUCUUCGAGAAGUAGCUAGCAAUGAAGCACCUUCCCAAAUAUUUUACAAAGAACCGAAAAGACGUAUAUCGAGUGGAUCUCCGUCUAGUUGGAAUACAUCAGGAAAACCUCCCAGUCAACCUUCAUCAUUGCCUAAGAGUGGAGCACAAACGAAUUCGUUGAUGGCGAUUAUGUAUGAGCAACAAGAAGAAAUAGAAGAGCGAAAAAAAAGGCUGGCAAACAGAAAACCGAUAGAGGAAAUACAACAGGAAGAAGAGUUUCAAAAAUGGUGGGAGGAAGAAAGUCGUAAAGUUCAGAAGGGACUAGGAAUCAAAAAAACAGAGGAGGAAGCGAAUGAAAACCCUUCUCGGAGACGAAGGCCAAAGAAAAACGACAAAAAGAACGUUUCGUCCACGAAUGAAUCAAAGUCUCAACCUAUAGAUAUUCCUCCGGCGAGUUUCAAAAAGGGUAAAAGCCGAGUAUAUCGGUGA